CGCUUGAUGGCGUUAAAAAGAAUGGGAAUUGUCAAAGACUAUGAGAAAAUCCGUACCUUUACAGUUGCAGUAGUAGGUGUAGGUGGUGUUGGCAGUGUGACUGCUGAAAUGUUGACAAGGUGUGGCAUUGGUAAGCUGCUUCUGUUUGAUUAUGACAAAGUGGAACUGGCAAACAUGAACAGACUCUUCUUCCAACCUCAUCAAGCUGGAUUAAGUAAAGUGCAAGCAGCAGAACAUACUUUGAGGAACAUUAACCCUGAUGUUCAAUUUGAAGUACAUAACUACAACAUCACAACACUGGACAACUUUGAACAUUUCAUGGAUAGAAUAAGUAACGGUGCAUUAGAGGAAGGGAAGCCUGUCGAUCUUGUUCUAAGCUGCGUGGACAACUUUGAAGCUCGCAUGGCAAUUAACACGGCCUGCAAUGAACUUGGACAAAUCUGGAUGGAAUCUGGAGUGAGUGAAAAUGCAGUGUCAGGACACAUACAGCUGAUCACACCCGGUGAAUCUGCUUGUUUUGCGUGUGCUCCUCCACUUGUAGUUGCUGCAAAUAUUGAUGAGAAAACAUUAAAACGAGAAGGAGUUUGUGCAGCUAGUCUUCCUACAACUAUGGGUGUUGUGGCAGGAAUUCUUGUACAAAAUGUUCUGAAGUACCUGUUAAAUUUUGGUACUGUGAGUUAUUAUCUUGGUUACAAUGCGAUGCAGGAUUUCUUUCCAACUAUGUCUAUGAAGCCAAACCCACAAUGUAGUGACCAAAAUUGCAGAAAACAGCAAGAAAAUUAUAAGAAAAAAGAAGCUGCACAACCAAAACAAGAAGUAAUUGAACAGGAAGAAGAAGUAGUACAUGAAGACAAUGACUGGGGCAUCGAAUUAGUAUCAGAAACUUCAGAAGAUGAGCUGAAGGCUGCAUCUGGCCCAGUACCUGAUCUUCCUGAGGGAAUUACUGUAGCAUACACUAUCCCAAACAAGGAAGAGAAUUUGACAACUGAGGAAACAGUAGUGGAGUCUGAAGAAAGCCUAGAAGAACUUAUGGCCAAAAUGAGAAACAUGUAGCAAAACACACAUUAAGUAC
Nipponia nippon (crested ibis) is the source of this 1072-nucleotide messenger RNA. The record is from RefSeq and is a predicted model, not a curated record. NCBI's taxonomy places the organism in Eukaryota, Metazoa, Chordata, Aves, Pelecaniformes, Threskiornithidae.